Neogale vison (American mink) is the source of this 303-nucleotide messenger RNA. It is a transcript of the gene PTH2, whose product is annotated as parathyroid hormone 2. The coding region runs from base 1 to 303 and encodes 100 amino acids. Lineage: Eukaryota; Metazoa; Chordata; Mammalia; Carnivora; Mustelidae. The transcript is spliced from 2 exons. The record is from RefSeq and is a predicted model, not a curated record. Gene Ontology annotation, cellular component: extracellular region. Gene Ontology annotation, biological process: neuropeptide signaling pathway.
AUGGAGACCCACCAGGUGUCCAGGAGCCCCCGGGUGCGGCUGCUGCUGUUGCUGCUCCUGCUGCUGCUUGUGCCCUGGGGCGACCGCACAGCCUCAGGAGUCGCCCUGCCCCCAGCCGGGGUUCUCAGCCUCCGUUCCCCAAGCCGAGCUUGGGCGGGAACAGCCACCCAGCUGUCGCGGCGGAGCCUGGCCCUGGCGGACGACGCGGCCUUCCGGGAGCGCGCGCGGCUGUUGGCCGCCCUCGAGCGCCGCCACUGGCUGAACUCGUACAUGCACAAGCUGCUGGUGCUGGAUGCGCCCUGA